Batrachochytrium dendrobatidis JAM81 is the source of this 1261-nucleotide messenger RNA. Its product is annotated as translation elongation factor Tu. The record is from RefSeq and is a predicted model, not a curated record. Gene Ontology annotation, molecular function: GTP binding; GTPase activity; translation elongation factor activity. Gene Ontology annotation, biological process: mitochondrial translational elongation. The transcript is spliced from 7 exons. The coding region runs from base 1 to 1242 and encodes 413 amino acids. Gene Ontology annotation, cellular component: mitochondrion. Lineage: Eukaryota; Fungi; Chytridiomycota; Chytridiomycetes; Rhizophydiales.
AUGAACUAUUCAAAGCUUUGGAUUCAACUCACGACUCGCUUCAUUACACAUCACCCUCAUGUUAAUAUCGGCACUAUUGGUCAUGUCGAUCAUGGAAAGACUACUCUUACAGCCGCCAUCACAAAAGUCUUGGCUUUAAAAAACGGCGGUGAAUUUAGAGACUACGCUUCUAUUGACAAGGCUCCAGAAGAACGUGCUCGUGGUAUUACCAUUUCUUCAACACAUGUCGAAUACGAGACAGAUGCUCGUCAUUACGCACAUGUUGAUUGUCCUGGUCACGCAGAUUACAUCAAAAAUAUGAUUACUGGUGCUGCUCAAAUGGAUGGUGCUAUUAUUGUUGUGUCGGCUACGGAUGGCCAAAUGCCUCAAACUCGUGAGCACUUGCUGCUUGCUAAACAAGUCGGUGUUGAUCAUCUUGUUGUUUUUGUCAACAAAGUGGAUGCUGUCGAUGACAAGGAAAUGCUUGAACUUGUCGAGAUGGAAAUGAGAGAGUUGUUGGCUCAGUAUGGCUACUCUGGUGAUGAUGUUCCAAUUAUUAUGGGCUCUGCUCUGUGUGCUCUCGAGGGCCGUGAACCAGAAAUCGGCGAACAAGCGAUCCAGAAACUCAUGGCUGCUGUCGACUCGUGGAUUCCAACUCCCGUUCGUGAUCUCGACAAACCUUUCCUGCUUUCCAUUGAAGAUGUAUACUCUAUUGCUGGUCGUGGUACCGUUGCUACUGGCCGUGUCGAACGUGGCUUUGUUGAAAAAGGUGCUGAAAUUGAAAUCAUUGGUUAUGGCCCAACCCUCAAAGCCACUAUUACUGGCGUUGAAAUGUUCCACAAAGAACUUAACCGUGCCGAGGCCGGUGACACGGCCGGUCUUCUUCUUCGUGGCAUCAAGCGUGAGCAACUUCGUCGUGGUCAAGUCAUGUCUUUUCCUUCCGCGAUCAAGCCCUAUUCUAAAUUCAUAACCCAGCUUUACGUUCUCUCCAAGGAUGAAGGUGGUCGCCACACUCCAUUUGUUGAAAACUACAAACCACAGCUCUAUGCUCGUACGAUGGAUAUCCCAUGUACACUCACAUGGCCCGACUCGGAUCAAGGCAAAGCUAACCGUAAUGAAGGAAAAAUGAUCAUGCCGGGUGAUAACGUUGAGAUGUUGGUCGAGUUACAUUCUGCAGUUGCCAUUGAUGAAGGAUUGAGAUUUACUGUGCGCGAGGGUGGUAAAACGGUUGGAACUGGUGUUGUUACCAAACUUGUCGAAUAAAUGGUCAAGAUUUCAAUGC